AUGUCUGCUGACGCUGCCUCGAAGCAGCGUGCGCCCGGGCGGUGCCAUAUGCAUGGUUCGUGCGGUAAGAAGAACGUCUUCAGCCCCAGUCUGCCCUGCUCGGUCCCCGGCAUCGCUGCCCAAGAUCCCCAAGAUCCGCAGGAUCGCACUGCGCUCGUGGAUGUGUGCGGCGCCGACUUCGCGACCGGGCCCGUCUGCUGUACUGCCGACCAGGUAGAGAGUCUGGGGGCCAACCUGCAACAGGCAGAGGCCCUCAUCUCGUCCUGCCCCGCCUGCCGCAACAACUUCCGAAGGCUGUUUUGCACCUUUACCUGCUCGCCCAACCAGUCUCAGUUCCUCGACGUCUCUGCCACGCAAAACGUCACUGGCGACGACGGCAAGCCCUCCAUCGCCGUCAAGAGCGUAGAGUACUACAUCGACCAGGCCUGGAAGGACGCCUUCUUCGACAGCUGCAAGGACGUCAAGUUUGGCGCCAGCAACGGCUUCGCCAUGGACCUCAUUGGCGGAGGCGCCCGCGAUGCCGACGCCUUCCUCAAGUUCCUGGGCGACGAAAGGCCUUUGGUCGGCAGUCCGUUCCAGAUCAACUUUCCUCGCGCAAUCAGCAGCGCACUCGCAGACGCUGGCGCCGAUCCUCACCCGGUCGACUCUCUCCGGAACUCGACCCUCCCGCCGCCGUUGCCGUUCAACGAAACCCCACGCCACUGCAGCGACACAGACCUCCUGUCUCGCUGUGCGUGCGUCGACUGCCCGUCCACCUGCGCCGCCCUACCGCCUGCGCCUCUUCCACCGACCGGCGGCCCGACAUGCGAGCUCGCGGGCAUCUCGUGCUUCGCCUUUGCCGUCUCGCUCGCCUAUCUCGUGUUGGCCGUGGCUUUCUUUGUUGGCUAUGGCACUGCCACCAGGAUGCGGCGGGGGAGGAGGGGCCCUCAACCGAGGCAGCGGAGCAGUGGAUUCAGCGUCUUCAGCGACGCCGGCGACUUUGAACGGGUCCGGCUCACGUCAGAGGACACUCACGACCAGGGCAUGGGCAGCGUCCGCCUUUCUGGCGAAGCCGCGGCCGCUUCCAACGGGUCCAGUGUCCGCAGCCGCGACCUGAUCGGCGCCCGAGGCCUGGGCCACUAUGGCGAGCAGACGUCGAGUUCAAGCUCGGCUCCCGAUGGCUUUGGUCGUGGCAUCGGCACGGGCAUCGGCCUUGGCACCAGCGACGCCCUCUCCGCCUUGGAAGUGUCUCAGCCGCGCAAGUAUGUCCUCAACAAUCUGCUCUCGCGCUGCUUCUAUCGCCUCGGGCUGUUCUGCGCAAAGAGGCCUUAUCUCACCUUUAUGCUCGCCGCAAUCUUCGUCGGCGUCUCUAACAUCGGCUGGAACAAGUUCGAGGUCGAGACGGAUCCAGUCGGCCUCUGGGUUGCGCCCGACUCCAAGAGCAAACUUCAGAAGGAAUACUUCGACGCCGAGUUCGGCCCCUUUUACCGACCGCAGCAGGCCUUUGUCAUGGACUCCUCUACUCGUCAACAUCUUGAUCAGCUAGCGGGAGAUCCGAGCCAGCCCCUGCUCUCCUCGCUGCCCCCUGCCUUGUCCUGGGACCGCCUCAACUGGAUCAAGGACCUCGAGGCCGACGUCCGCCAGCUCAGUUCGGUCCCCAACGGCUAUACGCUCGACGACGUCUGCUUCUCUCCUGCUGGCAAGGGUACGCCUUGCGUGGUCCAGAGUCUGAUGGGCUACUUCCAAGACGACCUGGACGGCUUCGGCCUGACUCCCGACAACUGGCAGUCGACCCUGGACCAGUGCGCCGCUUCUCCCGCCGAGUGCCUGCCCGUCUUUGGGCAGCCCUUGAAGCAGAACAUCGUCCUCGGUGGGAUACCAGAGGUGGUCCGUGAGCCGCAACACGACGGUUCCGACAAAGGUGGCGUCGUUCUGGACCGACCCGGGCGCGCCAGCGACGCUCGGGCGGCGGUCGUCACCUGGGUCCUCGACAAUAGCCUCAACCAGACCGAACUGCGCAAGGCCGAAGAGUGGGAAGACGCCUUACUGACCUUGCUCCUCCAAGUGUCCGGAGCACAGAAGGUAUCGGCCGGCCCGGGGGGUCCUGCCACGGAGCACGACCUGUCGCGCAGACGUCGCGAACUCGGCCUCGAGCUCUCCUUCAGCACCGGCGUCAGCCUGGAAAACGAGAUCGGAAGCAGCAGCAACACAGACGUCGGCAUCGUUGUCCUCUCGUAUCUCUUGAUGUUCCUCUACGCAGCCUUGACGCUGGGCGGUGGCGGACCUCGCAACGUCGAGCAUGGCACCCGGCCAGACCAAGCCGCAACGGGCCUCGAGGAUACGGCGGCCGCUUCCUCCUCGACUUGGUCAUCCGACUUUGUCCUGUACUUGAGGGGUCGCAGGAGAGCCGCUGCAGCUCCGCCGCUCUUCCCGAGGCCGGCGCCCGGUGCGAGGCCGGCUUCAGGGCUUCUGGCGAUCGUUGGGAGCUUCUGCACGCGCUCAAAAUUCACCCUCGGGCUCUUUGGCAUCGCCAUGGUGCUCGUCUCGGUGUCCUGCGCGGUCGGCAUUUUCAGCGCCUUCAACGUCAAGGUCACCCUGAUCAUUGCCGAGGUGAUCCCCUUCAUGCUGCUGGCUGUCGGGGUCGACAACAUCUUUUUGCUCUGCAACGAGAUGGACAAGCAGGACGUCUGCACAGCUCGCGAGGGCCCUUUCGGAACCGGCAGCUUGCCGCGCUCCCUCGGAGGCGCCGCAGGGAUGUUGCCCAGUAACGCCGGGGCCAGCGACGAACGCGACGAGAUACACCUCAUCGACGGCGGCGACCAGGUGGGCUAUGGGGGCCCUGGGCACUCCCUUGCCGACGACGGUGUCCGACUCCCAUCGCACGAGCGGGCAGCCCGCGCGCUCUCGCGCAUGGGUCCCUCGAUUCUCCUCAGCGCAUCUACGCAGAUUGUCGCGUUCCUGCUGGGUGCCAUGGUGCCCAUGCCGGCGGUGCGUAACUUUGCUCUGUACGCCGCCGGCAGCAUGCUGAUCGUCGCGACGAUGCACUGCACCGUCUUCGUUGCCGCCAUGGCGCUCGACGCGGAUCGGACCGAGAGCGGUAGGAUCGACUGUCUUCCGUGCGUCAAGGUUCGACAAGCAGUCUCAUUGCCGGAAGGCAGGUCUGUCGGCGAUGCCUCGGGCUCGACCGUGAGUCCUUCGGACCCCGGCCCUCUUUCCCGCUUCAUCAAGUUCUCCUUCGCCCCCGCGCUGUUGCGUCCGACGGUCAAGCGGGCGGUCAUCGCGGCGUUUGUCGGCGUCACGGUGCUGGGUGCGAUCGGCGUCCGGCGGAUCGAAAUGGGCCUGGACCAGAGACUCGCCCUCCCCUCUCAGUCGUACCUCAGGGCCUACUUCGACGCUGUUGAUGGCCUGCUGGACGUCGGUCCUCCGGUCUACUUUGUCGCAGCAGGUGUCGAUCCGACCGAGCGCAAGGGCCAGCGGGCGCUCUGCGGCCGAUUCACCACCUGCAACGACCUUUCGCUCGCCAAUUGGCUCGAGGGCGAAAGGAGGCGGCCGGAAGCCUCGUUCCUCGCCGAACCGGCAAGCAGCUGGAUCGACGAUUUCCUGCAGUGGCUCAACCCAGUGUUGGAGGGCUGCUGCCGCGUUCGGAAACGGGACCCGACCACCUUUUGCGGGCCUACCGAGAGCGAAUACGCCUGCCAACCCUGCUUCCAGGACCGCCAGCCGCCAUGGAACAUCACCAUGGACGGCCUGCCAGAGGACGGCGAGUUCCUCAGGUACCUGCAGCAAUGGCUGCACAGUCCGACCAACGAGGACUGCCCCCUGGGUGGACAGGCAGCCUACUCGUCGGCGCUCAGCCUCAGGUCGGAUGCCGAGCAGCGCGUCACCGGCGUCGAAGCCUCCCACUUUCGCACCUACUUCCGGCCUUUGCGCUCGCAGGCCGACUUUAUCCACGCCCUCGAGGCUGCCGAGCGCAUCUCUGAAGAGGUUUCCGCCCGGACCGGCGCACGGGUGUUCCCCUACAGCCUCUUUUUCGUCUUUUUCGAGCAGUACACCUACCUCGCCUCGAUGGCGACGCGGAUCCUGGGCGCCGCUGCCGUCGCCAUCUUCGCGAUCACCACGCUGCUGCUGGGGAGCUGGCGCACCGGUCUGCUCGUCACCGUCUGCGUCGCCAACGCCGUCUUUGGCGUGGCCGGCAUGAUGGGCUACUGGGGCAUCCAGUUCAACGCGCUGACGCUCGUCAACUUGAGCGUCUGCUCCGCCAUUGGCGUCGAGUUCUGCGCCCACAUCGCGCGCGCCUUUAUGCGGGCGCCCGGUUCGCUGCCGCGUUCGCACCCCAUGUCCCAGAAGGAGAGGGACGAGCGGGCCUGGGCCGCUUUGGCCGACGUUGGAGACUCGGUGGUCAGCGGCAUCUUUUCGACCAAGCUGCUGGGUGUCGGCGUGCUCAUUUUCACCAAGUCGGACCUGCUCAAGCUCUACUACGCGCGUACGUGGCUGAGCCUCAUCGUGCUGGGUUUCUUGCACGGCCUGGUGCUGUUGCCGGUGUUGCUGAGCCUGUUCGGCGGCAGGGGCUGGAGCAACGGCGAAGACGAGAACGACGUCAAGCGCCGCCUCCUCCGAGCCGGCGACGAGUAUCGCCCUCUGUUGGGCGGCGAAGAGGACGAGGCGAGCUCUGACGCGGACGACCAUGGUGGCCGAUAG
This is a messenger RNA of Pseudozyma flocculosa PF-1, 4677 nucleotides long. RefSeq lists its product as uncharacterized. Bases 1 to 4677 code for a protein of 1558 amino acids. NCBI's taxonomy places the organism in Eukaryota, Fungi, Basidiomycota, Ustilaginomycetes, Ustilaginales, Ustilaginaceae. Gene Ontology annotation, cellular component: membrane. The record is from RefSeq and is a predicted model, not a curated record. The transcript has 3 exons.